AGCGGCAUCAAGUCAGUCCAUAAGAUAGUCUAAAUCAAAAUGCAGAUCGUUAAGAGCAUUCUUUUGCUGAGCUGUCUCCUGCUCCUGGGGUCCAAUGCCAACGGACUUACUAUUGAUGGUAUCCUAGAUUGCGUGCAGGUUGCGAGUGAGUCGGGCUCUUCGCUUGCUGGUCUUGCCAUACCGGAGUUGAAGAACACUGCAGCGUGUAUGAACUUUGUCCCAGACGAGGCAAACAACUUAGACCCAAAAAAAUUGGUUGAAGUUAUUUACAAGUUUGUUCAACGAUUAUUCGAAAAGCAGAAGUGCCUGGUGGCCUCGAUCGGAAGGAUUCAUGCUGCUGUGCUACCAGCCUUGCAAGGUUUGCUCGACAAAAAUUGUUUACCAGGAAAACGUUAAAUUUCUAGCAAAUCCCGUCAUUUGGUUGAAAAUAUUAUACUUGGAGACGCAUCAACGAA
Drosophila mojavensis is the source of this 455-nucleotide messenger RNA. RefSeq lists its product as uncharacterized. Bases 40 to 396 code for a protein of 118 amino acids. The transcript has 2 exons. The record is from RefSeq and is a predicted model, not a curated record. NCBI's taxonomy places the organism in Eukaryota, Metazoa, Arthropoda, Insecta, Diptera, Drosophilidae.